Messenger RNA from Pieris macdunnoughi, 789 nucleotides. Lineage: Eukaryota; Metazoa; Arthropoda; Insecta; Lepidoptera; Pieridae. The record is from the annotation of a GenBank genome assembly.
AUGAAGUUUAUACUAGUUACAGUGAUAUUGGUACACCAUAUAACCGCGGAACACUAUAAAUCGAAGCCUAGCUUUGUUAAAACGUGUUCGUUGAGUGAUCCCGAUUUUGACGAUUGCUCUAAAACGGCUGUACAAUUAUUGUUCAAUGCAUUGGGACCUGGUCUUCCAGAGAUAGAUUUGCCUCCAUUAGACCCCUUAAAAAUACCAAAAAUAAGAAUAUUACAGGGAGAUGGCCCCGUUAAUGUCAACGCAGCGCUUGACGAUGUUACCGUGUCCGGCUUCGGUAAAACCGAUGUUUUACUGAGUCAAGUGGACAGCAAAACAUACGACUUUUACACAAAGGUACGAGUACCAAAAAUAAGAAUUGAAGGAACUUAUGAUUUAAAAGGAAAAAUUUUAUUGAUACCCUUAGUUGGUCGUGGUCGGUGCUGGUUUGAGCCCAGUAACAUGACAAUUGAUAUCGUCAGUGACGUGAAAUUAUAUGAUAAAGAUGGAUUUACGUUCUUUAACGUUACUCAGGUUCAUGUUAAAUAUAAUAUUGGAGUUCUCAAACUGUAUAUGCACAAUCUAUUCGACGGAAUUUCAUCUUUGGAGGAAAGUACGAACGCCUAUUUGAACGCAAAUUGGCGCCCUGUGUCCGAAUCACUACGACCAAUUCUAUCAAAAACAAUUGAAGAUAUUCUACUCGGAUUUAUGCGGCAAAUAUUUCAUAAUUUACCUGCAACCUUUAUCAUAGAAGAUGUUAAAAAUAAUAGUUUAUUAAGCAAGAAGGAUGACAAACAAUUGUAA